Molecule: messenger RNA, 733 nt
Organism: Raphanus sativus (radish)
Lineage: Eukaryota; Viridiplantae; Streptophyta; Magnoliopsida; Brassicales; Brassicaceae
Exons: 4
Coding region: 150-659 (169 amino acids)
Source: RefSeq, a predicted model, not a curated record
CAACAGGGAGAUCCAGUUUGGGCAAUUAGCUCAGAGACAGUGAACUCUCUUUUGGGACUUUCAUUGAACUUCUUCUUUAUCUUGCCUCUUACAAACUCUGUUGGUAUUCAUUUCCUAGAAGCUCCUGUUCUUCACCCUCUUGGACACUCAUGUUUGCUCCGUUGCUAUACACAGACCGAAAGAGAGAUCGUUACAAAAGCUCUCUUGACGUCUUAUGGGGUCUCAUGAUGUUCCUCACAAACACGUUUCUGAUCCCGUACAUGGCUAUACGGCUAAAUGACGCUGACCAAGAUGAUAAACCGAGCAAAAGGUCUCAACUCGGGGAAGCCAUGACCAAAGGUGCAUCCGUAGUUGGUCUCACGGGUGUUACUGUUUGUCUGAUAUCGACCUUGUGGUCUCUCUACGGUCGAGCAGAUGGAGGUUUCGGUGGAAUAAUGGAGAGAUGGCAGUAUCUGAUUGGUUAUUUGGGAUCGGAGAGACUAGCUUACGCGUUUAUAUGGGAUAUAUGUUUGUACACAGUUUUCCAGCCAUGGUUGAUUGGAGAGAACCUGCAAAAUGUGAAGAAGAGCAAGGUUGAGUUAGUGAGUUAUCUUAGGUUCGUUCCUGUUCUUGGUUUGCUUUCAUAUCUUCUGUUUCUCAAUCUUGACGAUGAAGAUUAAUAAACUUUUGACAUGAUACAUGUUUAUGUAUGUAUAAAUAUUUAUUUUGGCAACGUACUUUAUCAAGUUUAUUA